GUUCACUUAAUAGAAAUUUCUGUCCUAGUUGAUUGGAUGAAUUAUCUGCAGCCCUGAACUGAUGAAUGUGCUCUUCUGAGGCCCAUCAGAAGGAAUUAUGGGAGGCACCUCAGUGAAGAAAUGGACCAGUGUGUAUAAUCAUGGAAUCUCCUUGCUGACAAUCACCACCUGCUCUCCUUGAUAAGUGAGAGAGAGUAGUCAGGGGAGAAGGAAAAGAGGUCAACAUGAAGCUAAAGCAGCGAGUCGUGCUGUUAGCAAUUCUCCUUGUCAUCUUUAUCUUCACCAAAGUUUUCCUGAUUGACAACUUAGAUACAUCAGCUGCCAACCGGGAGGACCAGAGGGCCUUUCACCGAAUGAUGGCUGGCUUGCGGGUAGAGCUGGUGUCCAAGCUGGACCACACCUUGCAGUCUCCCUGGGAGAUUGCAGCCCAGUGGGUGGUUCCCCGGGAAGUGUACCCUGAAGAGACACCAGAGCUGGGGGCAAUCAUGCAUGCCAUGGCCACCAAGAAAAUCAUUAAAGCUGAUGUAGGUUAUAAAGGGACACAACUGAAAGCCUUACUGAUACUUGAAGGAGGACAGAAAGUUGUCUUCAAACCUAAGCGGUAUAACCGAGACUAUGUGGUAGAAGGGGAACCAUAUGCUGGUUAUGAUAGACACAAUGCAGAGGUAGCAGCCUUUCAUUUGGACAGGAUUCUGGGUUUCCGCCGAGCCCCCUUGGUGGUUGGCAGAUUUGUUAAUCUGCGGACAGAGAUCAAGCCUGUUGCCACGGAGCAGCUCUUGAGCACCUUCCUAACUGUAGGAAAUAAUACUUGUUUCUAUGGGAAGUGUUAUUAUUGCCGAGAAACAGAGCCAGCCUGUGCUGAUGGAGACACGAUGGAGGGGUCUGUCACGCUUUGGCUUCCAGAUGUGUGGCCUCUACAAAAACACCGACACCCAUGGGGCAGGACUUACCGAGAGGGCAAAUUAGCCAGGUGGGAGUAUGAUGAGAGCUACUGUGACGCUGUGAAGAAAACGUCCCCUUAUGACUCCGGCCCUCGCCUCUUGGACAUCAUUGAUACAGCUGUCUUUGAUUACCUGAUUGGCAAUGCUGACCGCCAUCACUACGAGAGUUUUCAAGACGAUGAAGGCGCUAGUAUGCUCAUCCUUCUCGAUAAUGCCAAAAGCUUUGGGAACCCCUCGCUGGAUGAGAGAAGCAUUCUUGCCCCUCUCUAUCAGUGUUGCAUCAUUCGGGUUUCUACCUGGAACAGACUGAACUCUCUGAAGAAUGGUGUUCUGAAGUCUGCCUUAAAAUCUGCCAUGGCCCAUGACCCCAUCUCCCCAGUGCUCUCUGAUCCUCACCUAGACGCUGUGGACCAGCGGCUCCUGAGUGUCCUGGCCACCGUGAAGCAGUGCACUGACCAGUUUGGGAUGGAUGCAGUGCUGGUGGAAGACAGGAUGCCUCUCUCCCACUUGUAAUUCUCCACAAAACAAGCGAAACUUCUUUUUACAAAGAUAGAGAAACA
Physeter macrocephalus (sperm whale) is the source of this 1501-nucleotide messenger RNA. It is a transcript of the gene FAM20B, whose product is annotated as FAM20B glycosaminoglycan xylosylkinase. Gene Ontology annotation, cellular component: Golgi apparatus. Gene Ontology annotation, biological process: proteoglycan biosynthetic process. The transcript has 8 exons. The record is from RefSeq and is a predicted model, not a curated record. Bases 225 to 1454 code for a protein of 409 amino acids. Lineage: Eukaryota; Metazoa; Chordata; Mammalia; Artiodactyla; Physeteridae. Gene Ontology annotation, molecular function: phosphotransferase activity, alcohol group as acceptor.